This is a messenger RNA of Paramecium tetraurelia, 1470 nucleotides long. RefSeq lists its product as uncharacterized. Gene Ontology annotation, biological process: protein ubiquitination. The record is from RefSeq and is a predicted model, not a curated record. Gene Ontology annotation, molecular function: transferase activity. Lineage: Eukaryota; Ciliophora; Oligohymenophorea; Peniculida; Parameciidae. The transcript has 3 exons.
AUGAUAGAACUGACGCUUAUCAUAAUAUAUUUGCUUUAAUAAUUGAGCUGCUAAAUGAUCUUACUAAAUGAGACCAAUUUAUCUUAAAAAGACAUUUACUAGUUUGAUAAUUUUAUACCAUAAGGAUUUUAUUUAAAAAUAGGAGAAGUAAUUCUUUUCAGUUUAUCAUCCUUGGAUAAUAGUGAAAAUUAACCCAUUAUGGAGUUAUGUACCGAUUAAUAUAAAGCCAAGUUAAUUUAUUUUUUAUUUUAGCUGUGUCUAAAAUGUUAGGAUUGUUAAUUAAGCAAACAUCUCGAAUUCAUAUAAAACAUAAUAUAAUGCUAUUCCUUUUAGCUCUAAUGUUUAUUUAGAUAUAAGAUCCAAUAAUUCUUUUAAUCUUAUGGCUCAAAUUACUAAAUAUUAAAAUUGCCCUUAGUAUAAAUUUGUAAUAAGCCAAGCGAUUGUAAAAAUGGAGGAAUUUGUAGCCAAGGCAUAUGUAUUUGCCCUCAAAAUUACUUUUCUCAUGAUUGUUCUAUUAUGGGCAAAUCAAUACUAGAAACUUCAACACUGAUAAGCUCUCAAUUUUAUUUUUUUGAUAUAUAUGAAUGGAUGGAAAAAGAGGAAAAGUUUACUCAAUAUUACUUCGCCAGAUUAGAGGAGCAAGCUGUAAUUAUUGUAGAUUGCUAUGCUAACAACCCAUAUUUGUUACAGAAUACUACAGAGAGACAAUUAUCAAUAAUUAACAUAACAGUGGAUGAAAUGUAUAAUUGUUUAAAUUAUGUGAAUGAAUUAGAAUAAAAUUCUUAAUAAUAAUUUGCCAAAAUAAUAAUCAAACUGAAACAACCCUUUAUUGUUUAAUUUAAAGGUUCUGAAAGUCCAGUGGAUCCCUUUGUUAUAGGAAUAGUAAUAGGGAGUAUUUCUCUUUUUAUAAUGAUUGUCGUUAUAUACUGUAUUUACAGAUGUAAGAGAGAUGAUAUAUUAUAAAAAAAGAAAAAAGAAGAACAGGAAAGAUUGGAGAAGGAAAAGAAAUUAAUGGAAGAAAAAGAAAAUCAAAUGAUGCCUGAAUUCUCUUAUGCUGAAAUCCUCUAAAAAUUUCCUGGCUUAAAAAAUGAACAAGAGUGUGAAAUUUGUUUAAAUGUAUUCAAAGUCUAAGAAAGAGUGAAGGUUACUUAUUGCACUCAUAUAUUUCAUGCUGAUUGUUUAAAGUAAUGGUUAAAUAAGCAUUAAACUUGUCCUAUGUGCAGAGAAAACCUAAAUGUUAGUUUAUUAGUAUAAAGUCAUCUCUUGUCCUCUAGUGAUCAUUAAGGUCAGCAUAUCUCUGAGAAUCAGUAGGCUCAAUUCUUUUUAUUAACUCCAAAAUCUUAACACAAUACAAGAUUGUACGGAGACGAACAUUAAAUUGUAGUUUAACAAUUUUCAGAAUAAGUUAAUAUCCCUCAAAAUAAUAAUGAGGAGGAGGACUAAAACAAACAAAAUUAAUUGACAAAAUGA